AUAAAAUACAAGUGCCGUUCCGCAUCAAGUAUUCGCUUAUCAAUACAAAUAUCAAGCAUUUUGGUAAGAUUUGAGCCCAGCCAUCGGUUUUCGGUUGGUAGCAAGUAAUAUAUAACUUACUCUAGCGAGUUGAAUGAAAAAGUACCGUACUGAAUUCCUUGUUAGUUUUAAAUUUCUAAAAUUUGUUCAUAUAUGCUUAAGUGUUUGUAAGGAUACUUAAGUGUUCAUGAAUAUUCGGCAAUUGUCAUUAUUCAUGCAUUUGCAGGUAGAGUGACGUGCAGCGGAUACGGCACUCCUACUUAAAUCCUGGUUUUGUUGUAUGUGCUGUAAAAGGUGAGACAAACGCUACCUUACUUUGGCAUUUCCUAUAGCAUUGCCUUCACUCGAAGCAAUAUUUGUACUUCAGCGAUAAAUUGGACAAAGCUUAUUCGUACUUGAAGCCAUCAAGCGGUAAACUUGGUAAUAUACACGAACUAUUUAUCAAAUAUCCGAAGUAUUGCGAAAGUUCAAAAUGAGCAGGGGACGUUCUUUAGAAAAUAUCAAACAACGGAUAAGCGAAAUGAAAAUUUCGAUUGACGAAACCGAAGAACGAGAAGCAAAUGCUAAGGAAGAACUUGUGAUGGUUGUCGAACGCCAACUUAAGAGCGAAACCGAAGCUAGAUCGCUGCAAAAUCGAGUCGAGACUUUAAAAGCCGAGCUGGUACGAGUGACUGGUAGGACCACAGAUAUUCAGAAUCAAUUAGACCAAAAUGCCCAGCGCUCGGAGGAAUCAGAAAGCAAUCGCAAACGACUUGAAGAUAAAGAAGAGGAAGGCUUCGAAAUGACGAAGGAAAUCGAAGACAACGCGAAAUUUAUGAAGUAUGAUUUAGAAGAGAAAGAAAAUCGGUAUAAGGAAGCCUCGCUGCGUGAGAAAGCAUUAGUCAAUGAUCUGAAACGUGUCGAAGAUAAUUUGGAAAGAUUCCUGCAGAAGGAAGCGGAAUUUCAAAAACAGUACCAAGAUUUUACGGGCACGACCAACUCUCUGGAAAGCAACGUGAAUAUCUUAAACGAGAAAGAGGACGAGCUUCAAGAAAAGGUCGCUUUUCUAGAUGAUCAAAUUAAGCAGGUGACCGCUUUAGAGGAGGAGAAAGCGAGCAAGAUUAAAACGUGUGAACGAUUGAAGGAAAGACUCGAGGAUGAAAUACGACGAGAGAAAGAGAAGAUGAGCGAGAUCGAGAAACAAUUUGAGGAGAUUGAACAAGGCUUGUGAGCUAAUCUUUAACAAAACUCUUUCAUAUUUAGUACUUAUCGCUACAUGCAUGCAUGCAGUACUAUAUAAGCGAUGCUAACUAUAGUAGCUACUUUUUUAUUAUAGAUUUUUACUUCUGUAUAGACUAUAAUUUCGAUUUAUUUCUCGUUCACCGUUAUUGAAUUGUAUAGAAUUUAGAAAUAUAUUGAACAGCACUCCAUAUUCAUAUACAAACGAAGUGAUCUAACUAUACGUAUAACCUGAAUGACAUUUAUAUGAGCCGAGUUAUUACAUCAUCAAGGACAAUCCGCUUCGCUUUCGAUGCCUUGUAUUUGGUCACGAAACCUUUUUCUCGAUUUUGCAAACAAAUUAAUUUAGAUUUAAUUUUCGUUUGUGGCGAAAUUAACUGCUCAAAUAUUUUGCUAUACUUUGUUUGCGCAUAUAUUUUAGACACCAGCACUUAUCGGGUCUGUUAAAGCAAACGUAUUAGCUCGGCUCAUGUAAAUAGCCAUACAUUAGCGUCGUAUUUAUUUAUGCACGUGCUUGAAUGUUUACACGUAAUAGAAAUUUUUUGAAAUUGAAAUUGAAAAUCCUGUUGCUGGAGUAUUUAGAUCAAGAAUAUUGGCUUUUAUCUUUUGUGUAAGUGGCCUUGUUAAGUAAAUAUAUUUCAUAACCAAAUUGCUUGCAAAAAUGUCUGAAUUAUACAAUCAGGUUA
Paramuricea clavata is the source of this 1943-nucleotide messenger RNA. The record is from the annotation of a GenBank genome assembly. Lineage: Eukaryota; Metazoa; Cnidaria; Anthozoa; Malacalcyonacea; Plexauridae.